AUGGCCAAGAGAACGUGGUCGGACUCUGCUGCAGCGACCAGUGCUGAUGCGGCGGCCCCGACACCAGCUCGUCCAAAUGGGAAUGGGAGAACUGCUUCUCAUCGGCAGAGCAUCACGGGAGUUGUGUCCAAUGACGGUACUGUUCCUCAGAUCUCACGCAAGAUCAAGGCGUGUGCAGCAUGUAGAAAACACAAGAUCAAAUGUUUGAUGGAUGAAAGUGGCCCGCCAUGUCGAAGAUGCGCAGAGAGAAAUCUAGGCUGUGUCUUGAGCAAAAGUCUCCAAACUAUCAUGGAUGAAAAGUCACAAUUCUCCGAAUCAGUUGUGCAAGAUCUAGAGCAAAUGCACAGCGCUCUAAGACAAGUCAUGACCAAACUCAACCUCCCUGAACUGCCACCCCUGCAAAGCAUCAAUUCCCGCGAGGAAGGGUCACCACCAAAAGACGACCAUGCAAAUACGUCACAUCAGCUCUCAGUAUCACAAGAGGAAUUCCGCGGUCCUUCAUGUGAUAACUCACCCAAAGCGACGCCCGAAGAUGAGGGCCUUCCUUAUGUGCCUAUUCACUCACUUUACACCCUCACUAAACUCAGUGCUCUUCGAUCACCCGAUAACCCCGAAGCUCAGAAGGGAAACGCUAUCAACGACUUUAUCGCUCGCGGUGCGCUCUCGCUAGCGGAUGCAGAAAGUCUCUUUUCUCUGUAUCGCGACCGCUUGGAUCGGUAUAUGUACGGCAUCGGCUGUCGGUACAUGACCCUCGAAGAGCUUCGCCGUAAAAGUCCAAUUCUCUCCGCCGCAACACUCACAGUGGCUGCACUGCACGACCCAAAAGCCGACAACAUCUACGGAAUCUGCAGUGGGGAGUUCCGACGGCUCAUGGAAAAGUCAAUGUUUGAGCGCCGCAUUGAUCGUGAUUAUCUUCGUGCUAUGUGUGUUGCUUCAUAUUGGCUUAGUGAUCUUUCUUGGAUGCUUUCAGGAUAUGCCAUUCGACGCGCGGCGGAGUGUAAUUUACAUAAUAGCUAUAAUCAGGCUAUUAAGGAGCAGAGUCAGGAGGCGGCGGAUUGCGCGCGGUUGUGGUAUAUUUUGUAUAUCUGUGAUCAGCACCUUGCGACUUUGUAUGGACGGCCUUCGAUUGUUCAGGAGGAUUCGUCGAUUCAGGGAUGGGAGCAGUUCUUAAAAUCGCCGGUUGCGACGGAGGAAGAUAAGCGGUUGACUGGCCAGGUCAUGCUGGUUAGUAUUCUGCGAAACAUUCGAGAGCUCUUUGGGACGGAUAAGGGGGAGCCGAUUCCGAGGGUAUACUUGAAUCAUAUACUGCAGUUCAGACGGCAGCUGGAUGAGUGGUAUACUCGAUGGAUGGGAGAACUGCCUGAGCAAUGGACCCAAAUCGGCUCAUUCCCUCGAAAAGGAACCAUUCUUCACUACAACUUCGCCCAGAUCCAUCUCUACUCACACAUCUUCCGCGGUCUCUCCAACGACGCCCCGAUCCCUCACUAUUUCCUCGACUGCGCCAUGCAAGCCGUCAACGCCGCAACCGCCAUUAUCGACCUCAUAAUAACCGACCCAGACGUCGCAGUCGGCAUCGUAGGAAUGCCCUCGUACAUGCUCUCCAUGACGGCCUUUGCCUGCAUGUUCCUCAUAAAAGUGGCAGUCAAGUACGGCAGCGAUCUCAUCGAGCGCCAGCGCGUCCACGACCUCACGACGAAUCUGGUCCGGCAGUUUAGGUCGCUCAAGGCUGGGAAGUGGCAUCUUGCGAAUCUCAUGGCGGGCGGGCUGGAGCGCAUGACUGCUACGCUUGCGACGCCGGAUCUGGGACAGGUGCAGCCUGCGGUGUAUAAUAAUGCAGUUGAGCAUGUUGACAUGGUUAUGCCGGGGAACCAGGUGUACACUGACAUGGAUGGGGAUACGUUCUUUGACUACGAUAUGAGUUUUGGGCUUUCGCCGGUUUUUAGGUUCGAUCCGAGUAUGUUUACGGUUGAUGCUUCGGGACAGUCGCUUCCGACGUAUCCUGAGGCUGAUUAUGGGAUGAGGCCGCAAUAG
Molecule: messenger RNA, 2031 nt
Organism: Fusarium fujikuroi IMI 58289
Lineage: Eukaryota; Fungi; Ascomycota; Sordariomycetes; Hypocreales; Nectriaceae
Exons: 5
Coding region: 1-2031 (676 amino acids)
Biological process (GO): DNA-templated transcription; regulation of DNA-templated transcription
Cellular component (GO): nucleus
Molecular function (GO): transcription cis-regulatory region binding; zinc ion binding; DNA-binding transcription factor activity, RNA polymerase II-specific
Source: RefSeq, a predicted model, not a curated record